CAGAUUCCUUUGUCUAAUAUUAAUGAAUUCUCCAUUGUGAAUCCAAUCAGUCAUUUAAAAGGUUUAGCUCCGGUUAAUAUUUCCAUGGAUCGUUGGACAGGAAUCUUGAAGGUGCCAUUGUACACUAAUAGCACCACUUAUUAUCGAGUUGCUGCUUCUCUUUGCCUCUCUCCUUCUACUAAUAAAUCUCUCUCUGUGCCUGCUGCAAAUGCUAUUUUUUUCAACGGAGAUAAGAUUGAAGGGACAGGAAAUCCAGUGAUUGAGAGGCUAUCUGACCUGCAGAAAAUUGCUGAAAUCUUGGUUUCAAAAUUUGGGAAUUCUAUCAAUGCUUGGGUUGUUGAGGCACCUGUAUUCAAUGGACCUUUUGCGGUUUAUAAGGACUUUAUCCCUUCUGUCAAUGAAUAUGGAGAGCCAAAAUCUUAUGACGCAGAUGGUUUCCCUGCAUCUUCCUCCAUUGUCUUGCUUUUAUGGAAUUGCCUGAAAGAGGUAUUAUUGCUCGAAGUACUUGCCUUGGUCUUUCACUGAUCACCAUGUACUACUUUUUAGUUAAGUUAGUUCAACUUGAUUGAAAUAGAAAACUUAAGGUAAUGAUCCUUGUUAGAGUCUCGGAAUAGAUUGUAAAGUCUUUUUGGCCCUCUAAAUAGAUUGUAAGUCUUUUCGGCCCUAGGAAGCUAUUUCUGCAGUUUCUUGUAGCGACUAUGUCCAUCUUGGCUCUGUAAUUUAGGUAAAUAUCACACUAUUCUCAAGAAAAACCUAAAUAAGCCCAAAGUAAAGGGUUUGACCAUUUACCUGUAGUCUAUCUAGUGAAGGAAGAAGUCCUUUGGGCUGUUUUGACUAGACAUUGCACUGAAAAUGUUUGUGGGAA
Lycium ferocissimum is the source of this 865-nucleotide messenger RNA. RefSeq lists its product as uncharacterized. Gene Ontology annotation, cellular component: mitochondrion. The record is from RefSeq and is a predicted model, not a curated record. The coding region runs from base 85 to 525 and encodes 146 amino acids. Lineage: Eukaryota; Viridiplantae; Streptophyta; Magnoliopsida; Solanales; Solanaceae. The transcript is spliced from 2 exons.